AUGGAACAAGCACGAAUACGAACUCAGUCCAGUGAUGCCGGAUUUGAGUUGGAUGCUAUCAUGUCAGUAUUCCUCUAUUCAAGAGCCUUAUUCUUAGAUACGAAGCAACAACAAAUUGCCUUGGCCGGAAGAAACCAGCAAGAAGUGUCCUUUUCCUACAAUCAAGAUCUAUCUCUUGCAUUUGAAGACAACUUAGCAAGUGGCGUUCCUCCGGUGAGCGAACUGUUUGCUGGAUUUAUCGGCUCAUAUAGAUAUACAGUCAGGCCGUCCAAGAUGAGAUAUUGCAGUGUUGGGUUUUAUGCGGCUGCAGGUGAUACCCCAUCUCGUUUUGUGGGAGGUCUCUCUCAUGAUAAUCCAUAGACAUUUGAGGACAGAAACAAUCAAGUUUGGGAGGGGCAGGCCACACGAGGGCCGCAGAGGGAAGAAAAUCACAGAGUAUGUUACCGCAAUGAAGUGGAUACUGCUUUCAAUUAACAUAAUCAUUCAUCUGUUAUCGUUGGAUUUGUAUUUCAGUCAAUGUAAGGCUGCAAAAGAAAAAAAAUUGGUUGUAUGAUUAUUUUGUGUGUGUGCUUUUUUCACAAAAUUGUUAUGGAAUAAAAUGAUUAAACAAAAGGAUAAAACUUUAUAUCGUAAAAUAGGUUGUGGUUUGUCUUCGUGAAAAAUAACACUUUCAAAAGAUGAUGAACAAGCAAUAUCAUCAUCACCCUACAAACCUAGCAUCUGAAAACGAUACUUAGACACGUUCAACAUUUUGGCCUGCAAGAAUGUAGAAAGCUUUUUACAGCAUUGAAAACACCAACAACCUUCUAGCCGCUUCAUCAUGAAAACAGAAAGCAACAACUAACUCACCUUCCUCGACACCGCAGUUUCAAAAGAACCUGAUGGACGCCCAACCACCAGAGAAUAGAAAAAGCCGACAAACACUGACCAAUACUUAGGGUAUAGUUCACUCCAUCCGCAAUUAGUGAAUCGCGGUAUUGUCAAAUGUCUUAACGAGCCUGCAAAACGUCUCACUACAAAAGCCUCCGUUAAUUCCAGGGAGAAAAAAUAUUUUUCAUCUUUUUUUUUUCUCUAAUGGCUAUCCUUCCUCUUUCGUGCAGAGGGCAGCGAAAACCAAGACACCGACUGCCAGCGUUGACCCCCCCCCCCCCCUUCCUCCCCCAAUGAGUUCAGCAGUCCCAUCCUAUUUCAAAGGUCUCUCCUAACAACUUCGUCGCUGUCUACAACAAGGUAUACGCGCUGUUUUCAAGUCACAGACUACGCUACGGUCACACCUGGUACGUCUGUUAAGAGAUAAAUCACAAAAGUGUCACAUUUGCCGCGGCUCGUAUGCCUGUUUGAGUUCAUCUGUGACCUGUGAUCUGAACCUCAACAGACACACGCACUAUAUAGAAACUUGUUUGUUAAUCAGCUUGUAGUUCAGACCCAUUGUGAUUAGGUGAUAAUGAUCGAUAGCGGUUUCCUGCGUUACUGAUGUUUCUUUUUUUAGCAGCUCCAUAAAAAGAAAAGCGGAAAAGCCGUGAAAACACUUGUUUCUCCUUUCAUUUUCGGCCCUAAGUCUCUCGAAACUUUUCUGCUUUUUUUCUCGGUAGGAUCGCUCAAAGCCUUAAAGAGUAAGGCGCACAGCGCACAUGAAGGUUGGCCCUGGAAACGACAUUGCGAGUUAGCAAGGAAUACUGGGAUAGUCCAUAAGCUUAUCGACAAGAUGGCCGACGGUGUGAAGAAAGAAGUCAUUAAACCUGGGAACGGUCGCACUCCGCACAGAGGAGCUACCAUUACAGUCAAUUGUACUGGAUCGUUAAACACGAACCCACCCAAAAAGUUUUGGAGGUAAUUUUUUUUAAUUUGACGAGCCGAACAUCUAUAUGGAACAAGAUCUUCUUGACGGAAUGAAAGCGCCUCUCAUUGACGUUCGAUAAAUUCCACAUUAGCACGAAGCACGUGCAAACGCUCUUGUCAAAUUUAGAAUACGCUGUUUGCAAAUUCAAAUUCCUCUGACUUAAUGAUAGGUAUCUUUCUAAUCUCUUGGGUAUUGCAGAACAAAAUAAAAAACUGGACUACUUAUGUUCUUUGACAGAACGAGAGGGAUAAUUAACCCUCACGCUUAAAGCAAUGAUAAAAGCAUGCAAAAAAAGCGAAAUGCGCCAUGAGGUGCUUGGUGCAAGUUUUUAAUUUUUUUUUCAUUCUCCAGGAUGGCAAUGUUUUUCAGUAGUAGAUUGGAACAAUAAAUCUUACCACACCCCCCUCCAUUCAAAGCAAUAAUUACAGCACACUAAGAAACUGAAUGGACUAUUUGGUAUAAUUGACAUUUUGAUGGGGUAUGUUAAGAAAACAAAUUAAAUUUUUCCAAUAAAGCAUCUUGGCAGAGAAACAUAUGGAAUUCUCACUCUUUCAUGGUUUACCCUAAUUAAUGUCCUGUUUUAUAGUACAAAGGAUCCAGGGCAGAAACCAUUUACAUUCCAAGUUGGAUUAGGGAAAGUGAUUGCAGGUGGGAAAUCAAUAAAUUAACUAACUCAGUUCCUCAAAAUAUAAUUUCCCAGGUGAACCUUCAAAGUAUGUAAGGUUAAUGUGAGCUUACUACAUAGACUUGUGUGUUUUAUACAGACUUGGAUUAACUUUAUAGCAGCUUGUACUUCUGGAUAACAUGAAUUUUGUAGGAGGGUAUGUUUGUUAUUCUUUGAUUCACACUGUAUCCAAAUAAUGGAUGUUACAAUACUUACUGGUAAUAAGCAACACUGGAUGGAUGUUGCUGUUUAAAAUCCUAUGUGACUAUGUGAGUCCUAAGUGACACAUUUAGACUCUUGUGAUGGGCUAUCACUCUAAAUAAACUAUGUUGGUUCACAAAUGAAUUUAAUUUUCUUUUGUUGAACUUGCUAACUAAUCAACCAAGUGUCUCUUAUCUUGCAAAUUAUUGCUUAGAUGGAAGGUUAUUCUGAGAUAUGUUGUAAUAAACUCAUAUCUUUAUAAAGACUAAUCUCUUGCAUCUAUGGCAUUGUCUUUAGCCUCCCAACUCACUGAUUUGUUGAUUCAUGCCUUGUUUUCCCAGGUUGGGAUGAAGGAUGCAUGACAAUGAGUGAAGGAGAAAUAGCAAAGCUCACUAUUCCUUCCCACAAAGGUUAUGGGGCAUCAGGUUUCUCGUCUUGGGGAUAUCCUUUCAACUUUGAAAAAUCUUUGUUGCAUUAUGUUUAGUCUAAUUUUGCAUUUCCUCAAUUAAAAGUGAAGCAUUUGUACUAAACUUAUUCAACCAAAAGAAAGAUUGUUCCCAAUAUUUAUGCAUUUAUUUGUUAUUCAGAAACAACUAGAGAGUUUUUUUUUGUUUCUUUUUUAUUUACUUCUGGUUAUAUUUUUUUUUCUCAGUGAUUGUUGCCAUCUUGAGUUCCACUCUGAAAUAUUCAUCACCUCUUAAAAAAGAACCUGAACUUUAUUUUGACCUUUCUUUUGUAUCAGUGUUCUCCUGUUAUCUUUAUGAUGGUUGGUAAGUGAUGAGAGGUAUAUAAAGCUCCUGAAAGUUUAUGGUUUUUUCAACAUCCUCCAAAUUAUGUGGUUAUUAUUGUUAAAACACUGCAAUUAAGGUUUUUCUUUUUUUAUCAAACUAGAAUUUAAUUGCCCUUAACUACUCUCACGAUUCCUCCCAAUGCUGAUCUCCUAUUUGAAAUAGAGAUUUUGUCCAUCAAGUGAUGUAAAGGACUCCCCUUGCUGUUCAAGAGGAAAGGACCAAUGCAGUACAAGCACAACAGACCCUUUAAAUGCAUUGUAACGAGUUAGGUAGAUGUAAGUUAUUGUAUGAGUUUCUUUUUCAAAUAGAAUUAUCAUUGUCGUUAAAAUAAAUGUAACAUUCAGGAACGCAGCACUAACAGGAUUGCAUUAUUAGUUGCACACAAUUAGGAACAAGGAUGGAUCAUUUUUUUUUUAUUUUGUAAGUGAAUUUGUAGUUGUGAUUUAGGUUGGUGUCUAAAGAGACACUGAAAUCUCUAUAGAUAUUAUCAUCUUGUAAUCCUGUAGUAGCAUGACAUGAUUAAUUAAAUCAUCUUUUCUACCGGCUUUGGGUCUUGAUGUUCUUGCAGUGUUACAAUCAAUGCGGUGAAAGAGUACAAUACACUUUGCAAUGGUCAUGAAUAUUGAAAAAUAUAAUUAUAAUAAGCUGAAUACUACACACAUUUUGAUCUAUGAUCUCCUGGAGGACUGACACCUAGAUGACGUCACCAUCAACAAUAUUUUGCUUUUUUAUCGUAGGUAACAAAUAUAUUCCGUACUUCAAUGGGUCUGUACAGUAAUAGAUCACAGAAGACAUCAAAAUGUAGUAGGAACAUCAGUGAGGUCAUCUGUGAUCUAUUACAUGACAGACGCCCGGAAUUUAUUUGUUAAUUAUGUGAUAAGCUGAAUUAAACGCACAUUUUCAUUGGUUCUUAGCUGUGAUGAAUUAGAGGAAAGACGCUUAGAUGAGGGUUUUAAAUGAUUAUACGUGACGCCUGAUUAAGCCCAAAAUUAAUUUGUAAAAUAAGGUAAGAUUUAAAGUUUUCCCUUUGAAACUCGUGACGUGUGAAAUACUGCUAAAAGUACACGUGAUGCGUUAAUUUUUCUGAAAUUCGUGCAUGGAACAGGAUCAGGACCCCCUUCCUUUCCAGUGCUCUUAGAUAACGUCACCAUUUAACCAUCUUUUCUUCCCUUAUGACGUAAUUCGUGAUCUGUUACUGAACAGACGCACGGCAACACGGAAUCUGUUUUCUAACCCCUAAACUCCCAAGAUAAAAUUGUCAAUUCACCCCUCUAGCCGCUGCACAUUCUCUUGUUAAACAUUUGUGAGAAUUUGGUGCUAGAUCGAUAACAACUUAUGCUUGUUAAGUUUGAGUAUUCUCAUCACCUGUUUGCUGUAUGACGUAUGGAUAUCAUUAUGAGAAGUUACAUGCCAAUCACUUCUAGGAUUUCAAGGGUUAAAAAGACAACAAUGCCCAGGAUAUAAGGAAGUCUGUGUGCGAGUUCUCGCGAACGCGCGAAUUAACAAGCGAAAGAACGACGUACCGCGAUGUUGUCUAUGCAAAAAAUUUCACCACAUUCAUUAAUUCCAUACUUUGCAAAAAGUUAAAAUUGAGUGCUUUUUUUCAAGUACGGUCUGUUAGUUUCGAAACGCCUGGUUAAUAUACACUUUAUUACAGUUUUUUCGUUAGUUAAUGAUUAUUGUAGUAAGUUAAUUAUCUCCGAUCAAAUUCCCACUUAAGUGCUCGUGUAAAGAUUCUAUUUCAAUCGUCGCUACUAGUAAUCGCUGCUAAAUCAUCACUGCUAAUCGUCGCUGCCAGAUAAUCGCUACAAGCUAUUUGUUACCAUUCGCUAUAAGCUAUUUACUACUGUUAGGAGCGAGACAAAAGUAAGUUUUUAUUUCUUUUACAUUUACGUUGUUUACCUUUUGUAUGUAUUAUAGGUAUAGUUCACCUAUUCAGUUUUCCUUGGAAUCGCUUCAUUUUUAGUUUGGUUAAGGUUACACGGUCUUCGUUCCCUCGCGUACCUUUACAUAAUGAGCUGAAAUAGAACACUCCUUGAUGUUUCUUAAUAUACCUUUAAAAAGACCAAAAUUUUAUAUUCCUUAAUAAAGAAAUGAGACUUGCGUGGAUGCUGGUCAUGUCUACGGUCGUACUAGCCACAGAUGCUCAAAAUACCGAAAGCUUCAGGCCCUGUCAAAUUCAACAGCUGAGAGGGAAGCUGCGAUGUGUUGUACCGAGAGAUUACAACAUGCGUCCUGGGGAUUGCCCUGGUAACGACAUCUGGUCCCUUUACAGAGAUCGUACAACCUUGAAGGAAUGUGCACGAUUGUGUUCCACAUCUCCCAGUUGCCAGGCCUUUAUGUUCUACAACAAUCACCGAUGUUACCCCAAGACUAAAACCUGUGCCACUGCAACCAAGACCAACCCCCUAAAUAUGUUUUAUGACAAAGUCCCAAGAGGCUUUGCCAUGAGACCUGGUGAUUGUAGCGGCAAUGAUAUCUGGUCCAUCCACGGAUUCGUCUCCUUGAUGGAGUGCGCCAGACGCUGCAAAGCAAACCCUUCAUGUGUUGCAUUCAUGUUCUAUGAUGGCCGCGAAUGCUACCCUAAGACCAGGACAUGUCGAACGACAGAUACAGCUAAUCCUAAGAGUUUCUUCUACGAUAAGAUAGCCUUUUUGAAA
This is a messenger RNA of Pocillopora meandrina, 6156 nucleotides long. The record is from the annotation of a GenBank genome assembly. Lineage: Eukaryota; Metazoa; Cnidaria; Anthozoa; Scleractinia; Pocilloporidae.